GCGUAUAUUUUCACGCGCAUCCGCCCUUCUCGCGUUGAAUUUUUUUCUCUUCCCCAUACAAAGUCUGCAAAUUAAGCUGCUUUUUUGCUACUCACAUAAUUCACAAUGGCUGAGACUGAACAAUUUGAAUUUCAGGCGGAGAUCUCGCAGUUGAUGAGCUUGAUCAUCAACACCGUCUACUCGAACAAGGAAAUCUUCCUGCGAGAACUGAUCUCCAACUGCUCGGAUGCUCUCGACAAGAUCCGCUACGAGGCUCUUUCUGAUCCCUCCAAGCUCGAGACCGAGCCCGAGCUCUACAUCCGCAUCACCCCCAAGCCCGAGCAAGGAAUCCUCGAGCUCCGUGAUACCGGUAUCGGUAUGACCAAGGCUGACCUCGUCAACAACCUCGGAACCAUCGCCAAGUCUGGCACCAAGGCCUUCAUGGAGGCUCUCUCCGCCGGUGCUGAUGUCUCGAUGAUCGGUCAGUUCGGUGUCGGUUUCUACUCCCUCUUCCUUGUCGCCGACCGUGUCCAGGUCAUCUCCAAGCACAACGACGACGAGCAGUACAUCUGGGAGUCGUCUGCUGGCGGCCGAUUCACCAUCACCCUCGACACCGAGAACGAGAGAAUCUCCCGCGGUACCAUCAUCCGUCUCUUCAUGAAGGAGGACCAGAAGGAGUACCUCGAGGAGAAGCGCAUCAAGGACAUUGUCAAGCGCCACUCUGAGUUCGUUGCCUACCCCAUCCAGCUCGUCGUCACCAAGGAGGUCGAGAAGGACGCUCCCGAGGAGGAGGAGGAGGAGAAGGUCGACGACGACAAGGCCCCCAAGAUCGAGGAGGUCGACGAGGAGGAGGAGGAGAAGAAGAAGGAGUCCAAGAAGAUCAAGGAGAUCGUCACCGAGAACGAGGAGCUCAACAAGACCAAGCCCCUGUGGACUCGCAACCCCUCCGACAUCACCGAGGAGGAGUACGCUGCUUUCUACAAGUCGAUCUCCAACGACUGGGAGGACCACCUUGCCGUCAAGCACUUCUCUGUCGAGGGUCAGCUCGAGUUCCGUGCCAUCCUCUUCGUUCCUCGUCGUGCUCCCUUCGACCUCUUCGAGUCUAAGAAGAAGAAGAACAACAUCAAGCUCUACGUCCGCCGCGUCUUCAUCACCGACGACUGCGAGGAGCUCAUUCCCGAGUGGCUCGGAUUCGUCCGUGGUGUUGUCGACUCUGAGGACCUUCCUCUCAACCUGUCGCGUGAGUUGCUGCAGCAGAACAAGAUCCUCAAGGUCAUCCGCAAGAACAUUGUCAAGAAGACCCUCGAGAUGUUCACCGAGAUCGCCGAGGACCGUGAGCAGUUUGACAAGUUCUACACUGCCUUCUCCAAGAACAUCAAGCUUGGAAUCCACGAGGAUGCUCAGAACCGCAACGUUCUUGCCAAGCUCCUGAGAUACAACUCGACCAAGUCUGUUGACGAGCUUACCUCGCUCACCGACUACGUCACCCGUAUGCCCGAGCACCAGAAGAACAUCUACUACAUCACCGGUGAGAGCUUGAAGGCUGUCGAGAAGUCGCCCUUCCUCGAUGCUCUCAAGGCCAAGAACUUUGAGGUUCUCUUCAUGGUUGACCCCAUUGACGAGUACGCCAUGACUCAGCUCAAGGAGUUUGAGGGCAAGACUCUUGUCGACAUCACCAAGGACUACGAGCUCGAGGAGACCGAGGAGGAGAAGGCCCAGCGCGAGGCUGAGGAGAAGGAGUACGAGUCGCUUGCCAAGAGCCUCAAGGAGAUUCUCGGCGACCAGGUCGAGAAGGUUGUUGUCUCGCACAAGCUCGUCGACGCCCCUGCUGCUAUCCGCACUGGCCAGUUCGGCUGGUCUGCCAACAUGGAGCGUAUCAUGAAGGCCCAGGCUCUGCGUGACACCUCGAUGUCGUCGUACAUGUCGUCGAAGAAGACCUUCGAGAUCUCGCCCAAGUCGCCCAUCAUCAAGGAGCUCAAGAACAAGGUCGAGGCCGAUGGUGUCAACGACCGCACUGUUCGGGAUCUGACCACCCUUCUGUACGAGACCGCCCUGCUCACCUCCGGCUUCUCGCUCGAGGAGCCCAACUCUUUCGCCAGCCGGAUCAACAGACUUAUCUCGCUCGGCCUCAACAUCGACGAGACCGAGGAGGAGGCCCCUGCCGCUGCCACCGAGGCUGCUACCGAGGAGGUCGCUGCCGAGUCCGCUAUGGAGGAGGUCGACUAAACGGCUUUUGAAGAUGGUUUACCAAAUUAGCAUUGCUUCUUUUCCGAACAACUCUCAUUUCUUUCAAAUGUCUAUAUUUUCUCUUUGUGUUUAUUGGUUUACUUUUCAUUUGCGUUGCGUUUGUUUGUAACAAAAUUUCGGUUAGUUAGUCAAAAUGGGAUCUUACGAUAUGAUUAAUGAAAAAAUCAGU
Messenger RNA from Myxozyma melibiosi, 2395 nucleotides. RefSeq names its product Hsp90 protein-domain-containing protein. The transcript is spliced from 3 exons. NCBI's taxonomy places the organism in Eukaryota, Fungi, Ascomycota, Lipomycetes, Lipomycetales, Lipomycetaceae. The record is from RefSeq and is a predicted model, not a curated record. Gene Ontology annotation, cellular component: perinuclear region of cytoplasm; cytosol; plasma membrane. Gene Ontology annotation, biological process: protein folding; cellular response to heat; protein stabilization. The coding region runs from base 106 to 2205 and encodes 699 amino acids. Gene Ontology annotation, molecular function: ATP-dependent protein folding chaperone; ATP binding; ATP hydrolysis activity.